Molecule: messenger RNA, 3074 nt
Organism: Heterocephalus glaber (naked mole-rat)
Lineage: Eukaryota; Metazoa; Chordata; Mammalia; Rodentia; Bathyergidae
Source: RefSeq, a predicted model, not a curated record
UGACGCCAACAACUCGGCACCUGCCAACAUGGAAGGUGGCGACGGCGGCGUUGCCGUGGCGGGCCUGGGGUGUAUGGGUUCUGGAGUGGCUGCAGCGACUGUGCGGGAGCUUCUGCGGGACGAGUGUUACCGUGACUUUUUAAAUGAACACUUUGAUGUAAAGAUUUAUACUUCCCAAUCUAUUCAUCAAGCUGUAAUUGCUGAACAACUAGCGAAAGUUGCACAAGGAAUCAGUCAGUUGGAUAAAGAACUACACCUACAGGUUGUUGCAAGACAUGAAGAUUUACUGGCACAAGCAACUGGGAUUGAGUCUUUGGAAGGUAAGCUUCUAUCAACAAUUAUUGGGGCUUUACAGGGAGCUGUUGAUAGGAUGAAAGCAAAAAUUAUUGAGCCAUACAAUAAAAUAGUAGCCCGUACUGCACAACUAGCAAGACUUCAGGUUGCCUGUGAUUUGCUUCGAAGAAUUAUUCGCAUCUUGUAUCUCAGUAAGAGACUCCAAGGACAACUGCAAGGGGGAAGUAGAGAGAUAACAAAAGCUGCUCAGAGUCUCAAUGAACUUGAUUAUCUUACUCAAGGAAUAGAUCUUUCUGGAAUAGAAGUAAUAGAAAAUGAUCUACUUUUUAUUGCAAGAGCUCGACUUGAAGUGGAAAAUCAAGCUAAACGCCUGCUAGAGCAGGGUGUAGAAACUCAGAAUCCAACUCAAGUUGGAACGGCUCUUCAGGUUUUUCAUAAUCUUGGAACUUUGAAGGAUACUAUCACCAGUGUUGUGGAUGGAUAUUGUGCUACUUUAGAAGAAAAUAUCAGCGGUGCAUUAGACAUCAAAGUAUUGACUCAGCCUUCCCAGUCAGCUGUGAGAGGGGGUCCUGGACGAUCUACCAUGCCAACCCCAGGAAAUACUGCAGCUUUUCGUGCUUCCCUUUGGACCAAUAUGGAGAAACUUAUGGAUCAUAUCUCUGCUGUUUGUGGACAGGUACAACAUCUACAAAAAGUACUAACUAAAAAGAGAGAUCCUGUUUCUCACAUUUGUUUCAUUGAAGAAAUAGUUAAGGAUGGACAGCCUGACAUUUUAUACACAUUUUGGAAUUCAGUUACUCAGGCACUUUCUUCUCAGUUUCAUAUGGCAACAAAUUCAUCUAUGUUUUUAAAACAAGCCUUUGAAGGAGAAUAUCCUAAAUUACUACACCUUUACAAUGACCUAUGGAAGCGUCUUCAACAAUACAGUCAAAAUAUCCAAGGAAAUUUUAACGGAAGUGGAAAUACAGAACUCUAUGUUGACAUACAAAACAUGGAAGAUGAUACUCAAGAUAUAUUCAUACCUAAAAAGCCAGAUUAUGAUGCAGAAAAGGCUUUGAAAGACUCACUGCAACCUUAUGAGGCUGCUUAUCUCUCAAAAUCCUUAUCUCGACUCUUUGACCCUAUCAAUUUGGUUUUCCCCCCUGGUGGGCGUAAUCCUCCUUCCUCUGAAGAACUUGAUGGUAUCAUUAAAACUGUAGCAAGUGAACUAAACAUAGCUGCUGUUGAUGCAAACCUCACAUUAGCUGUGUCAAAAAACGUGGCGAAGACCAUCCAGUUAUAUGGGGUAAAAUCAGAGCAGCUUCUGUCCACACAAGGAGAUGCGAGUCAGGUGAUUGGGCCUCUUACUGAAGGGCAAAAAAGAAACGUGGCAGUAAUGAAUUCAUUGUAUAAGCUGCACCAAUCAAUAACAAAGGUGGUUUCCAGUCAGAGCUCAUUCCCACCAGCCGCUGAGCAAACUAUUAUUUCAGCCCUAAAGGCUAUUCACACUCUUAUGGGGAGUGCUGUGCAGCCCUUACUGACUUCAGUAGGAGAUGCCAUCGAGGCCAUAAUCAUCACCAUGCAUCAAGAAGAUUUUUCUGGGUCAUUAUCCAGCUCAGGAAAGCUGGAUAUUCCUUGUUCUUUGUACAUGAAGGAGCUACAAGGUUUCAUUGCCAGAGUUAUGAAUGACUACUUUAAACAGUUUGAAUGCUUGGAUUUUGUCUUUGACAACACUGAAGCUAUUGCCCAAAGAGCAAUUGAACUCUUUAUCCGCAAUGCCAGUCUCAUAAGACCUCUUGGUGAAGGUGGGAAAAUGCGACUCGCUGCUGAUUUUGCACAGAUGGAGUUGGCUGUGGGUCCAUUUUGCAGACGAGUAUCUGAUUUAGGAAAGUCCUAUCGAAUGCUGAGGUCAUUCAGACCACUGCUCUUCCAGACAAGUGAACAUGUGGCCAACAGCCCCACGCUGGGGGAGAUCAUUCCGUUCAGCAUCAUCCUUCAGUUUCUGUUCACCAGAGCGCCGGCUGAACUGAAGUCCCCCUUCCAGAGGGCAGAGUGGUCGCAUGCACGUUUCUCCCAGUGGCUGGACGACCACCCAUCUGAGAAGGACCGGCUCCUGCUCAUCAGGGGAGCCCUGGAAGCUUAUGUUCAAUCAGUGAGAAACAGAGAAGGCAAAGAAUUCGCACCAGUGUAUCCCAUAAUGCUUCAGCUGCUUCAGAAAGCGAUGUCUGCUCUUCAGUAGCAACGUGCUAUCCGUUGAUCUCCACAUGGCGCUGGCUACUCCACAUGAGUUAAGACCAUAAUGGACCUUUCCUGUAUUUCCUUUUGAACUUUACCUCUUGAGCACUUCUACUUUCAGUAGCAUAAAAUGUCAAAAUAGAUUCAUAAGCAUAACCUUUGAACUCCACAGGCCUGAUUCUUCCUGCUAGACAUCCAACUUUUUCCUCCUCUUUCAGAUUUUGGUACCUGGCUAGGUAUGUAAAAGGUCCUCUGCCCCAGCCUGGGCCUCCAUCAGGUAUGUGGCCCAGUGGUUCUCAAAUCUGCCUGCACACUAACAUCACCAGGAGAGCUUGCGACACAUCUCUGGGCAGCAGUCAGGCGUUAAUGUUUUAAAAAUAUAAUCCCCAAAGUAGAAAUUCCAGUAUGCAGGAGUUUGGUUAUCCUAAAGCUAGGGGCUGAGUGUUCUUUAAAUGGUAUACAGUAUCUUUAUACAUUGCCAGUUUAUUAAGAGGCACUGGGCAGACCGUUCAGCAGCCUUGUAACAGACCAAUUAAAGAUCAUUCUUUUACAAAGAUUAACAAUAA